UAUAUCGAUGUAUACCAUCGGAAAUCAUUUAAGAAAUUAAUGAAUAUGAAUUUAUAUGAUCCAACAUCGAUCGAUAUAUAACUAAUCCUACUUGAAAUCUUGCCCUUUUUUUAGUGUCGUAACUGUUAAUUUCAAGCAGGUGGGAAAGUGGGUUGGGUCUGCGAUGGCUAUGGCCACGCCAAUUGGUACAGUUGAGCGAGAACAUUUCGAUCGUGGAACAGCUUCGUCGAAUCCAACAAAGCUUUUCCUAUAUCUACUCGUGUCCACGGCGUGGACGAGCAUGCAACGAGUUUUCGAACCUACCGACCAUGGCGGAGGAGAGUGAGGAGUCCUCUGCGUCGCGUCCUCGGCAGCGAGAGAAGCAGCAGAUCACCGUCCCGUAUCUUUGGGAAGAGAAACCCGGCGUACCGAAGAGAGUCCCCGUGAUCUCGUCUUCGCCGCCGCCGAGACUCGUGGUUUCCGUCCCCUUCGAAUGGGAAGAGAAGCCCGGGAAGCCAAUCCAGAUUCCUCCCACCCUGCCGGACUUGUUGACUGCCGGCGAUCUGAAUGGGUUGGAUCCUCGUCCUGCGUCGAGCUGUCACCUGAACCCUUUUGUCGAUGAGAAGUCUGGUCCCUUGAAUCCCUUCGUCGAUGAAACGGAGGGAGGCGCCAUGGAUUCUUACCUCGAAGCCUUUUCUUUCAAGAUGGACGACAAUGCAGACCCGUCUUUCGCUGAUGUGACUGCUGCGUGGGAGAGCUUUAGCGAGAACGGCUCCUACCGGAACGAGGACUGGCACUCUGUAUCGGGAACGGAUGGGCACAGCAGCUCGAGCAGCUCAGAGGCAGCGGAGGUGGGCACAGACACUUCGGUGAUUCAGUUCCUUUUCCCGCAGCCCAGCGGGGAAGACGAAGCUCCAUCUGCUGUGGCUGCUCUCCGUGGCCCAAACCAUUGCAGCAGCGAACACGCAGGCAUGGCAAGGAGGGGGCUGACACUCGGGGAGCUCAUACUGCUGAGUCGCAAGCUAAGCUGCAGAAGGAAGCAAAACGAAGGCAGGAAGAGAGAGCACCCAAAGGAUUACCUAAAGAAGAGGGUGCUUACAUGCUUUCCGUUCAUUGCAAAUGGUAACAAGAUGAGAGCAUAUAUUAGCAACUGGUAAGUGAAAAGAAAUCU
Musa acuminata subsp. malaccensis (wild Malaysian banana) is the source of this 1150-nucleotide messenger RNA. RefSeq lists its product as uncharacterized. NCBI's taxonomy places the organism in Eukaryota, Viridiplantae, Streptophyta, Magnoliopsida, Zingiberales, Musaceae. The record is from RefSeq and is a predicted model, not a curated record.